Synchiropus splendidus (mandarinfish) is the source of this 6690-nucleotide messenger RNA. Its product is annotated as multiple C2 and transmembrane domain-containing protein 2-like. Lineage: Eukaryota; Metazoa; Chordata; Actinopteri; Syngnathiformes; Callionymidae. Gene Ontology annotation, molecular function: calcium ion binding. Gene Ontology annotation, biological process: regulation of neurotransmitter secretion. Gene Ontology annotation, cellular component: synaptic vesicle membrane. Bases 186 to 2810 code for a protein of 874 amino acids. The transcript is spliced from 21 exons. The record is from RefSeq and is a predicted model, not a curated record.
AUGUCGAGUAGGAAGUGUUUGACUGUUGCCGACUUUUUCACCGCGAUGUUGGGAAACAAGAGAAGACGCGGCGAUGUUCGCUCCUCGCUUCGCCUUCUAACCGAAACAAGAGUUGGGGCUUCGACAGGGAAGUUGGACUGAGAGCUUUCCGCUGGCGCCCAGCCAACACCACACUGACCGCUGUCAUGGAGCCCAAGAAGCCCAGCCUGCUGAAGCACCUUCGUCAGAAGGUGACGCGGCGGGUCAAGAUGAGUCCCAGCAAGGCAGCCGUGUUGAUGCAGCAGCAGCUGGAGCAGCGCUGCUCCUCUGUGCCCAACAUGAGGGAGGUGAAGCCACAGGACUCUCCCACGGGCCGCGGGGAGGGCUCCACCCCGCCCAGGCUCCGGCCCGACAGGGUGGCAGGGAGGAGCCAGAACAGGCUGAGCGUCCCUCUGGACUGCCACGACUGGGCCUCCUCGCAGGAGUCCUUCAGCAGCUUCACGGUGGAGGACAGAGCCGUCUACAUGGAGGAGACGGAGGCCCAGUCGCCCGACAGCCUGGCGCCAGACAGUCCUCAGGACCGGACACAGGGCGACAUGGAUUCAGACUCGGCCAUCUUGUCCGAGGGCAACAGGAAGUCCUACCUGCUGACCAUCAACCUGAAGGAGGGACGGAACCUGGUCAUCCGGGACCGCUGCGGCACCAGCGACCCGUACGUCAAGUUCAAGCUGGAAGGCAAAACCUUUUACAAGAGCAAGGUGGUGUUCAAGAACCUCAACCCGUCGUGGAACGAGUCCUUCUCCAUUCCUGUCAAAGACCUGAGCCAGUCGCUCGUCGUCAAGGUGUACGACCGCGACCUGGCGUCUGACGACUUCAUGGGCGCCGCCAAAGUCCUGCUGAGCGACUUGGACUUGGAGAAGGUCAACGCGCUGUCUGUGGCCCUGGAGGACCCCAACAGUCUGGAGGAGGACAUGGGCUCGGUGCUGCUGGACCUGACUCUGUCUCUGAGGGACGUGGACAGCAGCAGACUCAAUCGCUGGCCCCGGAAGCCAAGCUCCAGGUCCAGCGGAGCGCAGCAAAGCCUGCGUCUCUCCGACACCAUGAGGAAGAGUCAGCUGUGGACGUCAGUGGUGACGGUGGUCCUGGUGGAGGGUCAGGACGUGAGCGGCCCGGGUCCCGGGCACCUCUUCGUCUGCUUCAGACUGGGAGAGCAGAGGUACAAGAGCAAGAACCACUGCAAAGUCUCCAACCCUCAGUGGAGGGAGAAGUUCACCCUCAACCAGUACCCGGAGACCUCCUCGGUGCUGGAGGUGGACCUGUGGACCAAAGAGGGCCGCAGGAGCGAGGAGUGCCUGGGAGUCUGUGACGUGGAUCUGGCCGCCGUGCCCUUUGACCAGAGGCAGCUCUUCACGCUGAGCUUGGAGCAGGGCAGAGGUCGCCUGGUCUUCCUCCUCACCCGGAGCGUCUGCGCUGGAGUCUCCGUCUGUGACCUCGCAGCCGCCCCACUGGACGAUCCGCGGGAGCGCCAGAACCAGCUGGACAACUACGUGCUGAAGAGGACCUUCUCCAACCCGGCUGACGUGGGCUUCCUGCAGGUCAAGGUCACCCGGGCCAGAGAGCUGCUGUCUGCAGACCUGAACGGGAAGAGCGACCCCUUCUGUGUGCUGGAGCUGGGCAACGACCGGCUGCAGACCCGCACCGUCUACAAGAGUCUGAGCCCCGAGUGGAACCAGGUCUUCACUCUGCCGGUCAGGGACGUGCACGAGGCCCUGGUGGUCACCAUAUUUGAUGAUGACGGGGACAAGCCUCCGGACUUCCUGGGCAAAGUGGCCGUCCCUCUCCUCUCGGUGCGCAAGGGUCAGGUGUGGUACGGGCUGAAGAAGGAGGACCUGAGCCGCCCGUCCAAGGGCAGCAUCAGCCUGGAGCUGGAGCUGAUCUUCAACCCGGUGCGGGCCAGCAUCAGAACCUUCAGUCCCAGAGAGAGACUCUUCGUGGAGGACAACCCCAAGUUCUCCAAGAAGGCUCUGGCCCAGAAUGUGAUGCGGGUCCAGACGUUGUACCGAGCCAUCAUGACCACGGUGCAGUACGUCCAGAGCUGCUUCCGCUGGGAGAGUGUGCAGCGGAGCCUGCUGGCCUUCAUGCUGUUCCUGCUCACCGUCUGGUUCUGGGAGUUCUACAUGCUGCCGCUCUUCCUGGUGCUGCUCAUCAGCUGGAACUACCUGCAGAUCCGCUCCGGGCGAGUCUGCCAGGACCUGGACAACUUGGACCUGGAGGAGGAGGAGGAGGACGACGAGAAGGAGUCUGAGAAGAAAGGGCUGAUGGAGAAGAUCUACAUGGUGCAGGACGUCAUCAUCACCCUGCAGAACCUUCUGGACGACAUCGCCUGUGUUGGAGAGAGAAUCAAGAACACCUUCAACUGGUCCGUCCCGUUCCUGUCCUGUUUGGCUCUGCUGGUCUUCAUGGUGGCGACUGUGAUCACCUACUACAUGUCUGUGCGCUACAUCGUGUUGUUGUGGGGUGUCAAUAAAUUCACCAAGAAGCUGCGGAACCCCUACAGCAUCGACAACAAUGAGGUGCUGGAUUUCCUGUCCCGGGUCCCGUCAGAUGUGCAGAAGGUAAGUCCGCCCGGAUCAGUCCGCCAGGAAGGCCCCUCCCCCGCCCGCCGCCGCCCGUGUAAUUAUGAGCCCCGCCAUAAUCCUGCUCCCGCCGAGUCUCAGGCGGAGGUCCCGCGUUCCCACACAAACACCAGCGCCAGCCGCUCCAAACACUGCGCUCUGCUUCUGCAGGUCCAGUUCUCCGAGUUGAAAGCCAAGAAGAAGAAAGUGGCGUAGCAGAGGGACCGGCGUGUGGCGCCGCCUCCUCUCAUGUUUCUCUCCAGCUGCCCUUCUGACCUGCUUCUCCACUCGUCCCUCGCGCACCAGCUGCCGCUCUGCUCCAAGUCUCUGACCGACGGCGACGCUCCAUGCUUCUCAGUUGCUGCCAGUGGUCCAGCUCAACCAUCUCUCCCCAGCCCACCGCUUCACCUCCACCAGUGGGACCUUCUCGCUGACCGCCCGGGGACCAGGACCUUCCAUCACCACAGCGAGAUACUGACCCGGCGGAGGACCAGUGAUGGGCUGACGCGGGCUCAGUAGGGGGCGCUCUUGGUCUGAAAAUGACGUGAGGUUUCAUUGAGAGCGCCGCCUAGUGGCUCUGAAGCUGAGAACGCCGUUUCGUGAGGCCUCGUGCGCCUGCCGUCUCACUGCAGAACCCAGAACCCUCGGGGUCUCCUUGCCGUUCCUUCCCUCGGAACUGUGGUAGACCAGCGGUCACAUGACUCAAGGCCCUCUUUCAAAUGGUGUGAAGAAGCGGCUGGGUUUGUCGCCGGCGGCGCUGGUCUUCACGUGCGCCAGGACUUUAUUUAUUCAUGAGACUCGGAGAAGACGUGCUUCUUGUUUGCAACAACAAUAAAUGGCCGCGAGCAGCGAGUCCUCUUUCAUCUGGCGCCGCGGCGAGCUCGUCCUCGUCCUCUCCUCAUUAGGCUUCCGUGACGCGGCGCCGCCAGCCCGAGGACCUGCGCCACCUCCAGCCUGCAGCUCGGCAGAUGAAGCUGCUGCAGACGCUGCUGUUGUUCACAAACAAGCGAACGCUCCGACGCCCCAAUUAAACAGAACCGGUCCGAUCCGGUCGCCAUUAUUUUGCUGCUUUUCAUCAAAGGCUCCGCAGCUUCAGGAAGUGAAGGCGUCGGCCGCGGCGGUCACAUGACCUCCACGCUCAGCCACACAAACUUGGCUCCGAGUCUGUCCUCCUCCAACGACACCCCUCCAUGACCUUUGACCCAGACAUGGGAGGAGUGACAUCAGCCAGAUGAGGUUUGUUUUUCAGCUCUGGACUUCAGGGAGACUCCUCCACAUUGUACCUCAGCCUGGUGACGGGCCGACCCUCCCUGCCCAGUAGGUGGCGCUGUGUUCAACAGGGAAGCCAGGGCUGUGCAGCUCUAAAGACUCACAGAGAAACCUGGAGGAAACCAUCAUGAGGUCCGAUUUAGGAAAGUUUGAUGACCAAAAACAAGGUGUUGCCAAAAAAGACACGUUCUCAGGGGCAAAGGUAAAAACAGGAACGGACUUGAAGACGGGCGUUGACGUGUCCGGCAGGGCAGUGGCCAGAAAUCACCAGCAUGUUUGUCAUGCGUCUCAUGUUUCAUGCGUUUCCUCCACGUGUGGCAUGUGCGAUAGGCGCACAGUUGUUCUUCUGGGUCAGAGCGUUUAUCCACUCCGGAGUCAGCUGGCUCCUGUUGCCAGGUUGGGUCAAGUCAGGACAGGAAGGGCCUCAUCUGGAACCUGACUGCUGCGCGUCCUGUGAGUGGACCAGACCCGUACAGGCAUCUCCGGACUUGGCGCGACCGUUUCCUCACUCUCUUAAACAGAAAUAGGUUUUCAUGGCAAACAGGCUUCAGAGCAACGGAAUACCUGAUGUUUAGUGACCGUCCAGCACGUAUUGCGCCGCUCUCCGCCCCUGCAUUUCCCUGGCUUCUGCAGCCGCGGCGGAGACAGGCUGUGUUCGCCGCUUGCAGCCCCCGGUGAGUGCAGAGGGUUUCUACGUUUAUUUUGCUCACGCUUGAGGCGCCACUGACAUGUUUGUGUCGGUGAAAGGUGGCCGUGACGCUUGAGUCUGAUUUGAAAGUGCGACUUAGCAAAUGAGUGUACUACAGGCUUCCCGCCACACGUCGCCGCGCCAUCAGAGAAAUGACCUCUGUCUGAAGGUGACCUCUCUCCUGAUCAUACGUAUUGAAACGAAGUGGAAACAGCGACACGCCACGCGGCUGGUCUUGAACGUGACGUUUUCGUCGGGUUAUUCGCAGGAAAAUCCCCAAAGAAACACCGUAUCAUGACCAAGUCCGUUGCUGGCGCAACUCAAGUCGCGCAUCCGAGCGGAAGUGAGGGAAGACGGGCGGCUUGGGCUGGGGGCGGGUUUACUUCUCAGAACGUUUUUUCUGUCUCCAAUUCAGUCAGCGAGGACACGCCCCCUCGGUUUCUCUGUCACUUCCUGAUUGGCUGCGUUCCGUUCCGUUUUUUUCCCCGCCACUGCUUGGAGCAGGCGGUGAAACAAGCGGCGCCUCUAGAUGUCGCUGGCUCCCUGACUCGUCCCACGUGGCUCUGACGAGGACUCCACAACACAAGUCAAGGACACUUCAAGGACGCCGUCGUCUGACAGCCGAGCAUGAAUAUGGAGCGCGCGCCACAUUACCAAGUCAAAUCCGGCCCUAAUGCGGCUCGCGCGGGUCUCUGAAGACUUGUUAAACCCGAGUGCAUGUGAGAGGCAGAGCGGGAGGGGCGGAGGACUUCUCUGACUCAGGUGGAAACAUGUCUGCCGUCAUGGUCUGAACACAAAAAGCAAAUUGAAUUCGAAAAUCCAAAUUUCUAAAACGUUAUUAAAUUCCUUAAAACUGAUGUUCUGAUGCCCAGUUGUUAAGGUUUGAAAACAAAAAAAAAAGAUUUACAUAGUAUUUUAAAAAGUUUUCAAUACAGCCUGAAAAUUAAUAAUUUGAUUCAGGUUCAUAAUAUAAAGAAGUUUUUUUUUUUUUGGUUUCAGAUUGUAUUUACGUUUUUAUCAGAUUUGAAACUUUGUUUACGAGUUCAAAACCGAAGGCGCAGAAAUGGCGUUGGGGGCGUGUCCUUACUCUGUGGGCGGAGCUGAAUCAGGACUGUGAUGUUUCCAGGCAACAUGGAUAUUGUGAUGCUGUAAAAACACCUGAAGACGUGCAUGAGUCACGUGGAAGCUGCAACAUGCCGUCAGACUCCAGAUUAAAGAAGUGAGAUCCUGUCAUCACCUUUCAAAUGUCUCCUCCGACGACAUGGAAUGCAUCAUCACUAGCGGCUCAGCACUGCAGUCACGGACCGGAGUCAGAGCACAGACACGAGCCAAUGCCACUUCUGUGCCGUCAGUUUUCAACUCGUAAAAAAAAAAAUAUAAUCAUUAAAAAAAAUCUAAUUUAAAAAAACACAACACAAUUUGAAACCGAAAAAAAAUCUUCUUUAUUUCAAUAACUGGAAUCAAAUGAUCAAUUUUCACGCCAUAUUGAAAACGUUUUAAAAUACUAUUUAAAUCUUUUUUUUGCCCUUAAUAACAGGGCAUCAAAACAUGGUUUUUCUGAAUGAAUUUUUGAACGUUUUGAUUGUUUUGUUGAACUAGUUGUGUGUAUUGAAAUCUGGAGGGCAGGGAGAUCCCUCCAUAGAAACAGGGUCAAAACAAAGCAGGAUAACAGACAUGGCAACACAGCCCCAUGUGAGGAGGAGCAGUGUAACCCUUCUUACCCUUUUUGAAGUGGGAAACAGUGAAACUCUUGCAUAAUAAUGAUAAUUGACCAGAUCAGAAAACCUCAGCUCGUUAUAGCCAGUGGUACACCUCAAUAAAAAAAAAAAAAACAACGUUUGUCAAUCUUUUAGUGAACAAAUCGGAAAGAAAACAAACUUUCACAGAGCUUUGGUGAAUUCAACAUAGCAAUAGAACAUAAUUAUAGAAGGAAAAAUAUAUGGAAAAUUACCAAAACAAAAGGCGCCAAAAAAAGAAAAAAAAACCUUGUUUCCCUCCCCAAAGUUUGUAACGUUGCGGCCCAUAUAUGAACAAAUGUGCUUGGUCCUACCCCACCAGUUGCCAAGUGGGAAUGUGGUCGUCGACUCCAAAUCUUGUGGAUGAAUCUUCUUUUCUCUCGCCCCAGUGCACACUGGGGAU